This is a messenger RNA of Brassica oleracea var. oleracea, 3205 nucleotides long. RefSeq lists its product as uncharacterized. The transcript is spliced from 9 exons. Bases 95 to 3007 code for a protein of 970 amino acids. The record is from RefSeq and is a predicted model, not a curated record. Lineage: Eukaryota; Viridiplantae; Streptophyta; Magnoliopsida; Brassicales; Brassicaceae.
UCAAAAACCCUAAAGACACCUUAUCGACUGCCACCACCACUCCAUAUCUCUCACCGCGCUCGUCUUCUUCUUCGUCGGUACCUGAACCUGGAUAAUGGCGGAAACUGAAUCGCCGGAGCUCAACUGCGUGUAUGUAGAUACGAACCUAGGCACUCAUCUCCUGAUUCUCGUUGACAACCAUGAAACCGUCUCCGAUUUCAAAGAGAAACUUUGCAAGGAGCAUCAUCAAUGUUUCCCAAAAUUUGGAGAAAUCAAUGUCUAUGCGGUUAAGGUUGACCGUCAGAAUACAAGGGGUCUCCUUUUCGAUUAUCACUUGCCAGAUUCUAUGUAUCUGAGUAUGGCUUUCGAGGGUGUCAGUCAUAACUGCUGGUUUGUGUCUGUCGAUGCCGCCGUGAGUGUGGUUGACAAGGCUGAGCUUAUGGAUGCUGAUGAAAAGUGCUCAGACCUUGAGAAGAACAAUGAGAUUGCGGCUUAUUCUCUAGCUUUAGAUGGAUAUACCAAGAAUCAGACUCUUGAACAAGAUUUGGGAGCUGAGAAGACGACAACAAAGAAGAGGAAGCAUGCUGGAAAAAGUGGGAAGAAACCUUCAGCUGAUCCCAAUGAUGAGAAAAAUAAGGCGACUGCAAGCGAUUCUCUGCUUUUAGAUGGGUAUACCAAGAACCAGACUCCUGAAGAAGAUUUGGAAACUCCAGUAGUUGAGAAGACGAGAAAGAAGAGGAAGCUGAACACUUUGGAUGGAGAAUCAAGUCUGAAGAAACCUUUGGUUGAUGUCAGUCAAUCUCCUGCUGCAGCUGCUGCUACGACUUAUGCUGAUGGGGGUCAUGAGUUAUGUGGAAAUGUUGCUUCUGAAUCUUCACCCAGAGAAAAACUAGAUGAUAUUAUUACGAAAACAACAGGAAAAGAGAUUGAGAUGGGUGAGAAAUCUGUCGAAGAUUUGGAAGGAGAUAAAACAGAGAACAAUGAUCUGGUCAGCCACCCGGCAGAUCUUUUGGACAAUAACAGUGAGUUGACAACCAGACCAGACACAGAGAAGAAAAAAAGGCGAAAGAAGAGAUCAGAAGAUGACAUCAAUCAAUCCUCUGCUGCUGCUACUGUGAGCGAGAUAAACGAACUUCCUGCAAAUGUACAUCCUGUUGAGGCAACUCCUGAUUCUCUUCUGAUCUCAAGAGGCAAUCCCCUUGCAGAAGCAAGUCAGCAAGAAAAUGAUAUGGCUGAGAAUUCUGUCGACGAUGUAGCAAGAGAUAAAACUGAAACUGACAAUCUAGCGAUUCAUCUGGACUCUAACAAAUUAGGGAAAGAGACAGAGAAAAGCUCAAACGAUGACAUCAAUCAGUCUUCCUCUGCUGCUGCUAAUAUAAUUUCAAGAGAUAUUGUGAAUCAGAUAAAUGAAGUCCAUGCAAAUGUAGAUCCUGUUGAUGCUACUCCUGAAUCUCUUCCAAUCUCAAGAGGAGAAAAUCUUGAUAUUCAUUUUGCAGAAGCAAGUCAGAAAGAAAAUGAGAUGGUUGAGAAAUCGGUUGAAGAUGUGGGAAGAGAUAAUACUGAAACUGACAAUAUGGCGAGCCGCCCAGAAAAUCUUUUGGAGACUAACGGUGGGUUGACACCCAGACCUGAUCCAGAGAAGAAAAAAAAGCGAAAGAAGAGGUCAAAGGAUGACAUCAAUCAAUCUUCUACUGCUAUUACAACUUCAAUGGAUAUUGUGAAUGAGAUAAAUGGAGUUCCUGCUAAUGUAGAUCCUGUCGACGCUACUCCUGCAUCUCUUCCUAUGACAGGAGGCACCUUUGCAGAGUCAAGUCAGAAAGGAAAUGAGAUGGUUGAGAAGACUGAUGACGAUGUUGGAAGUGGAAAAGCUAUACCAAGUGCUGCAGAGAAUAUCCAGACCGAAAACGUUGAAAUGGAUGAUGCUGACGAUGCUAAAUCUGUGAAGACUACUAAGAAGAAAAAGUCAAAAAGAACCAAGACCCCAGCUAAAGAAGAUACAAUGUUUGCUUCUGGUGCACAGAAUGUUGAAGCUAUCGAAGCCGUAGAUGGAGAAGGGACUGAUAAUGUUAUCAGAAAUGUAUUAGAUUCUUUGCAGGAAAAGAAUGAAACUGCGGGAAAUGUGGACACAACUGUGAAGAAAUCAAGCAAGAAAUCGAAGAAGAAACACUCUUCAAAAGUUGUAGAGUCCCAAGUAUUGCCAGUUGAAGUAAACAAUGCUGCCCUCGAGGAGACUCCCCUCAUCAACAACCCUAAAGACACUGAUGCAUUAUUCACGCCAGUUAAGAAAGAUGCCGAGAGUGAUGCUUCACUUUUGAAAAAAAGUUCUGAGAUUGCUGAGGAUAAUAGCCUUUCCAAGAAAAGUCCAAUAGGGAAGGUUGAUAUGGGAGAUAAUUUUGGUUGCAGCCCAAAUAAAGAGAAGCAAGAUCAAGUGGCUGGUGGAGCUAAAUCUAAAAAGGAGAAGAAGAAGAAGGGGCUUGAUCUUCAUCCAAGCGGUUGCAUUGCGGGGUCAUUGAACUCAGUGAGACCGAAAGAGAAAAAAUCUAGAGGUCAACAACCAGCUAGUUCGGGGAAAUCUAGAGGUCAACAACCAGCUAGUUCGGGGGCUAGUCAUUUGCAGUCAAGGGUUAAGACUGGACGCAGUGGAUCAGUGAAAGCUACUGUCAGCAGCAAGAAACAAGAGGUGAAGAAAAGCUCUAAACCGGUGGUGGCAGUGGACAAGAGGAAGACAAAUUUCUUUGAGAAUGCUGAGAAGUGUAAUUCGUCAGAGGAUGAAUAUAAAAAGACUUCUGAUGUCUCCACCAAAACACCAUCAGAUUAUUCAUCAGACAAUGAUAGUGAUGUGACUUCUAUGUCUAGGAAGCAGCAAGGAAGCAAUCUGGCUGGAGGAGCAAAUAAGUUUGAAGGGAGCCUACAAGAUUUGCUGAGAAGAUCAAGCAGUUACAAGAAGGCUUUAAUUAGAGCUCAGUCACAACCCGAUAUAGAUGAUGACUGUCCGGUAGAUUGCGUCCCGGAUAGCCAAGGCGUUUAAGUUUGGCCGUUUGGGUUAAGUGUUAAGAAACUGAGAAAGUGAUUGCUUAAAUCUUCGAAAAAAGUCACGGUUUUGCUUCUUUUCCGACAUUUUAUGUCUGAUCAGAAGAGUUAGUCACUGUUGCAACAUCUAUCCAUGUUUCUGGCUUUUCUUUUGUAAGCAUAUGUUUCUGGCUUUCUAUAAACCUUGCUUGUGUUA